AUGUUUGAGAGAAGCGAUGAUGAGAGGGGAAUUACACAAGUGUUGAGGAGACGUCGAAGGCGCUUUGGUGGCCGGAGUCCCAUGGAGAAGCCGCCGGAAAAGAUGAUGGAAGGAGAGGAGGGUGUUUCAGGUUGCGCCGGCUUCGAGGAGAAUAUUGACCACCUGCGCAAAGUAGAAUAUGUCUGCUCCGAAAUCUCAGAGCUCAAACCUCGUCGGCGUCGCCAUUUCAACUCUGCGUCGCACAGCAGAUUCUCGUUCUCCAUGUCUGCGGUCACUACUGGGAAGAUGAUACAGUAA
Molecule: messenger RNA, 297 nt
Organism: Ilex paraguariensis (yerba mate)
Lineage: Eukaryota; Viridiplantae; Streptophyta; Magnoliopsida; Aquifoliales; Aquifoliaceae
Source: the annotation of a GenBank genome assembly